This is a messenger RNA of Ornithodoros turicata, 2325 nucleotides long. RefSeq lists its product as uncharacterized. The record is from RefSeq and is a predicted model, not a curated record. Bases 135 to 1424 code for a protein of 429 amino acids. The transcript is spliced from 2 exons. Lineage: Eukaryota; Metazoa; Arthropoda; Arachnida; Ixodida; Argasidae.
GGAAACAGGAAGAGCGGGAACGACGCGCAGGAGGGCAGGCGGGGCUGGAGGCUCGACCACAGCCGGUUGUCUACGCAGUUUAGUUUUAUUCUUCCAAUGUAAUCGUUGCCUUACCGGUUCCCUUGCGCGGCAAGAUGACCUCGGCGCGUCCAAUAUCCGUAACGCAACUCACGGGCGGCUUCGCACCAGACAUCGACGGCAGAUCCUUUUCCUUCGUGGAAGCUCUGCCGAGCGUGCGUUAUUGCUACAGUUGCAAUAUCGUACCGAAGACUACGUACGUUCUCGAAUGUGUGCAUUCCUUCUGCAAGUCAUGCUACGAUCAAGUUCUCGCCAAGGGUCCCAGGUGCCCGAUCGACAAGGGAGACUUCGAUGUCAAAUAUGUCCGAGACAUGGUGUUUACGCAGAAGCAACUCAAAGCGACGAAGACCAUCUGCCACAAUUGGAUUCAUGGCUGCGGAUUCGCCGGGAACGUCAUGGAUAUGGCGAAGCAUUCCUCGGGAUCGUGUGGUUUUCACAUGGUUGCUUGCCGUUUCUGCAAAGCGAGUGUGCGGAAGGACGACAUGGUGGAUCAUUUUGUUAGUGGUGGCUGCAAAGCCGAAGAUGCAUCUUAUGAAAGUGUUCCGGUCUUGGCUUUGCAUGCCGGAAAACAGCCAGGAGGGUAUCGUGGCAUGCCAACACUCUCGGAGCCUACUGCGAACGUCCUCUUGAUUGACGGCGACCAGUCAAGCACACGUCCGACUAAAGACACCGACUGCGAAGCAUCAACCGUAGAAGACGAAGGUAUUGGCAUAGAAGAUGGGACACCACGAAAGUUGUGGGACGCCGGGAAGACGCCGCAACCCGAAGACUUGGAACUGUUAUCUGCCGAGGAAGAGGAGAAGUUUCGAACCAGGGGCCCAAAAUCCUACGCGACGUCCAUAGGCGAUGUCUUCGACGGAAAUCUACACGAGACCUGUGAAAACCUGCUGUCCCUUAUUCCCGUCGAAGCGUCCAGCAGCAGCGUAGAAGUUGGCAUCAACGUCUGUCCUUCUCCGAGCCGAAGCCGAGACAGUUCGUUGUUCAGGAUUGGUAACCGCUGUGCCUAUCUGAAGGCCUUCAUUCCCAGCAGGGACACAAACCUGAGGCUGUAUCUCGCCGUGCGUCGAAGCACGGACAAGAAGCCUGUUUCUGAGCGGGUAUGGCACAAGCUGGUCAUCAAGUGCUCCAAGCACCAGCUCCGCAGCGGGACCAACAGAUGCACGUGCGUUCAGGUCUGGUUCAGGAACGACGGGAACCUGCAAGAGAUCAUCGGCUUUCAUCUGAAACCCGAGUUCGAUGUUGUCGGUGGCGCUUACGUGCCAUUCAGUGUCGGCGAUUUGGAGAGAAAGAACUGUGUUCAAGACGGACAGAUCACUGUUGUGCUGGAAGGCGCGGUGGCAUCGUGAAAGCGCCUGGGGAGAACAUGGUGGUGCGAAUGGUAAUUUUAAAACCGAGGCAAAUACAGAGCGAAUAGUUAUACAGGGUGUUCCUUUCUAUCUGUAUGAGAUAACGUAAGAAUAGCAUGAAUGCCGCUUUUGCAGUCUGAUACGGUCACGCUGAAAUCCUCUCGAAGGGUAUAUGUACAUCUAGUAGUUACUGGAUGACUAAUUACCUAAAAUUCAUUUCCGUAUUCAAAAAUCCGCACAUUCGCACAGUCCUAUUGCUGUAUACCAUUGAUGCAUCAGUACGAAGACAUCCCAGUGACCAUGUGAAGCAGGAAAAUGAUUGCAAUGUAUUGCUAGAGGUGUUGUUGUGGUUGUCACAUUAACGCUAACCGUUACUCUGAUUCGUAUAGUCCCGCGCUAUUAUAUUCAAUGUGUAUCAUUUUGUACAUUUUACCGUCUACAAGCCAAGCGACAUAUCUGAUCUCCAUGUAGUCAUCGAAAAGUGUAUUUGCAAAAUAUACCUUAACCAAACACUGAAGUAUACAACCCUGUUCUUUUCGUAUUACAUGAGGAUAAAAGUAACCAGCUGCACGGAGUGCGUUUGCAGCCCUUCGUAUAGUUGGCGUUUAUCCAUGGUAUUUACCUAUAUGACGCUUUGUGAACUAUGUAUUGCUUUUCUUGAGGCAGUGACGUGGUUGACACACCAUGUGCAUCUCUUGUGCCAAAAGCCACGUUCUUUGCUUGUUCGUGCCAUUGUUUGUAUACCUACUUGAGUUAUACUUCAAACGCUUUUUCGUUCUAGUUUGACGACCCAUGACCUUUUCUGUAUUCUUUUUUUCCCAGUAUACGACUGUUAUUUUGUUUAUUGCUUUUUUGAUACUAAGAAAAAGAAUAAAUUCCGCGUUACUUUUGUACUAAAGCA